AUGGCACGAACCCUAGAGGAGCCUCGGAAACGUGGUUUGAACCUUCGGAUUUAUGACGAUUCUGGAGCAGUACUUGCUGUGCUACGGAUCCCCGAGGAUACCGCACGCAGAAGUAUCAACCCUGAAAUGCUGUACCGAUACUGUGGGGAAAUCAUGAUAUUCCCCGCCGGUGCCUCCUGGGCAAUCUUUCGGCUGCGUGCAAAUGGAGCGACUGGCCGUCGACUUGAUCAGGGGAGUCCUAGAAUGGUUGAGCCCGGUUACUAUGUCAUCCUCGAUCGGGACCUGAAACCUCUCUCGAUCCGAUUCACAGACAAUGUGGCGCCUCGUCGCAUUCGGACUCGAUCUCCCUCGUCCUCGUCACAGGCCCGGUCUGAGCGUAAUCAAUUGCAAACGAAAUUUCGAAACAGUAUCCGGGCAAGAGACGUGCGUUGUGUCGUCUCAGACACCGUGCCUGAGCCCGAUGAGGAUGCUGAUGAUUCUCCGUUCGCGGCCAUGCAGGCAGUCCACAUCUAUCCAACGAGCCGCAUCAGCGAAUGGAAUCAACACAAUUAUCGCCGGCUAUGGAUGACUGACACUAGGCCUGCUAGCGAGAUUGGCCAAACUGGUCUCUUCUCACCGCAAAACGGCCUGCUCCUCAACACCUACCUCCACGACCUGUGGGACAGUUACAAGUUUGGCAUCGACCCGGAUGCGAACUACAGAGUUAUUUCAUUUACCUCGAAGUCACAGGAGUAUAGCGGGCGUUCUCUCCUGAAUUCUGCCCGUUAUGGCACGCGUGAGGCCAACAACCAUGUCAGUCCAGACUUGUUGCGCUGGCAUUUGCGGAUGUGUCUCUACAAAAACAUGAAAGCGAAUGCAGAGCCCCAUAAUGUGUGGGAAGAAGAUCUUGGCUCGGAUGACAUGGAGGCAAUCCUCUCUCAGCCAGACGCGGCCGAGAGGAUGGAGGUGGAGCUGUUUACACGCCUCGGUGCGCAGGUGGCUUAG
Messenger RNA from Penicillium alfredii, 984 nucleotides. RefSeq names its product HNH endonuclease signature motif containing protein. The coding region runs from base 1 to 984 and encodes 327 amino acids. The record is from RefSeq and is a predicted model, not a curated record. The transcript has 5 exons. NCBI's taxonomy places the organism in Eukaryota, Fungi, Ascomycota, Eurotiomycetes, Eurotiales, Aspergillaceae.